GGCAGGAUAAAAAUGGGGCUGCUUAUGUUCUUGACAACAUGUGCAAUUCUUUUUCGGGCUUGGGUGGUACUGGUACAAGUUGGAUAGAAUUCACGUUUUGGACUCGAAGAACAAGCUAAUCAGUUAUGAAACAACGUAUGUGCUAAUGAAAACAGUUUAACCUCAAAACAACUUUAUGAAAACAGGGAAAUUUCAACAAUAACUGCAAAACAAGCAUAUAUAUGAUUAGGGACAGUCACAAUUAGUAACUGAUUCAGUCCAUUGUUUUGUUUAGUUUAAUGGUUGCUGAUAUUCUUUAAAAAGAUGAGACUAAAAACAGGAAGCCAAAUUUUAUGAAUUAUUGGCGCUUUUUCCCCCCUGUCAACUAAUAAUAAUUGACAGAAGCAAGGUAACCAAGUGGAACUGUUUAUGCACAAGUGGAACAAGUGAACUAGCCUAGCUCAGGGAUGGUUGACAAAAUAGGCUGGUUUGUGCGGUACAGACUGGGGAUUGUAUUGUAGAAAAUUCACGUUUUUGGUUCUAAAAAAAAGCAUAUCCGAUAUGAAGGUAUGAAGGAACAAAGGAAUGAAGGAUUGAAGGAAUGAAAGAGUGAAUGAACUUAUGAGAAACAGCCAAAAUCAGGAAGCAUUUCAAGAAUUUUUAACAAUAUCUGCAGAAAUAAGCGAAGAUAAGAGAAGAGACAAUCGCAUUUAUUAACCGGUUCAGUUCUUCAUUUUUGUUUAGUUAAACGGGUUGUUGACUUUCAAAGGAAAGCAGAAAAACUAGGAACUAGGAAGUCAAAUCAUCGUGUCUAUUUUUGGACAAAUUUGGUGCCUUAUAAAAGCUAGGUGGCGCUAGUGUCUCUGGCUAACAGACAAAGCUGAUAGGAGCAGGGUGAGAAAAUGAAGCUGUCUCUUUUCUUGGCAAUAUUCACAACACUCUUUGCCUUUGCUAAAGCGGUACCAAGAUGGUGUGCCGCUGACAGUGACAAAAUGGCAAAAUGCCUAUUGGUAAAGCAAAUGAUAAGCAACCAAAUGGAGUGCGUUUUAGGAAAUGGUGACGCCGACUGCUACAAAAAAAUUGCUAAUAACGAGGCUGAAUCUGGAGUCUUUAGAGGGCCUGAAAUUUACCAAGCAGGAAAGCUCUACGACUUGCGUGUUUUCAUGUAUGAGCAGCCGAAAACACCGCUUCCGGAAUCUCGAGUUGGUUACUAUGGGAUUGCAAUGGUGAAGAACACAAGCUCUGCACUAAAUAUCAACAAUCUUAAGGGAAAGAGGUCAUGUCAUACAGGAGUGUUGAAGAACGCUGGUUGGGUUAUGCCCGUGGGAACGUUGAUGAGCAAGGGGCUAAUGAAAUGUGUCAACGACAAUCAAUAUGCCUCAGUAGCGGCUUUCUUUAAUGCUAGCUGCGCCCCAGGUGCAAAAGACCCAAAGUACAAUCCAGAAAAGGCUGGAGCUGAUAACCUUUGCUCACUUUGCACUGGUGCUGGCAGUAAUUCAUGUGUAAGAAGUAGUGCAGAGCCCUAUUAUUCUCACGAGGGAGCGUUUAAAUGUCUGAAAGAUGGUGCUGGAGAUGUUGCGUUUUUCAAGGCAACUAUUCUUCAAAAAAGGACUCCAGCAGAACUGAAACAAUUUAAAAUCUUGUGCUUAAAUGGCUCGCAAACUGAUGCGACCAACUUCGCCAAGUGUAAUCUUGCCCGUGCACCGGCCCGUGCUCUGCUCGCUCGCAAUAACGUUAACCUGGCCGAAUACCAAGCUUGGAUGCAAAAUGCAAUACUGGUUGCAGGUGCAAGGUUAUUUGACAAGAAAAUAUUCUCUGACGAUACAAUUCAUCUCAGAGUGGUUGGGCCAGGCUUCCAAAAGUACGAUCAAUACCUUGAUCCGAAUUAUGCCAAAUCUCUUGAGGCUCUUGAUAACUGCAGGAAGGAAGGAAAGAAGUCAGCAAAUGAAGCAAGGGCCCUCGGAUUCAACUGGCUCUUGCUUGCAAUUUUAUGGUGUUUCUGCAGUCUUUGGUGACAGAAAUUCAGGCGCAAGGCAAACAUUGAAUAUUUUAUCACUGACUCUUGGACACCCGAAGCUCCCUUUAGACAUAUUUUGUCAUUUGUUUACGUAUUUUGCCAUUUUGUGUUGCUAUUCUACAUAAGUUUUUUCUGUACUUUAUUCUUCAAUAUUUUUAAUGUAAACCGAAAAUAGUAGAGUAAUGAAGUAAUAAAUGAUUUUUAUUGAACAAGCUCUCUUCAUAAGCAACCUUUGGUCAGGGGUUCAUUAGAGUUUUUCCCCCGAAUUAUAAACUUUUAAGGAAAAAUUUAGUAGAAAGCUAAAACCUAAAUAUUUUAUGUUUAUGUUUUCUCUUUGUAUAUUUCUAUCAAUCUUUUCAUGAGACAACAACCGAGAAACUGUAGUUUGAAAAGGUUAAAUCUAGUCAUCCAAACUGAGCACAAAAGACGAAAGCUUUAAAUCAAAAACUGACUACAAUGCGUCCCGUGCAAGUUACAUUGCGUCACUUAACAACCCGGCUGUAGGCGUUCUAGCGCACAGUCACUCUGCACAUCGUACAGACGAUGGGUGCGCCCCUCAUAGUCGGUGACUAGUUAUUAGCCCCAGUGUUUCCACUGGUACUCAUUUACCCAACUUGGAAAGAACAGCCCUUAAAAUAUAGCGAGGUGAGCCACAACCUAAAAACUGAUGUGGGAUAAAGGAUAUAGUCCACUUAAAAUUUGUUAGUAGUUAGCUUAUGCCAGGAACAAAAUCCUAAUGGAAGCGUUCAUAGGAGUUUUGAAAAAAGAGGAUCGGAACAGUAAAGUAGCUUGAAAGAUCCUUUUCGCGGAUACCAUGCGAGCCAAAAAAUGAAAAGAAUUUUUAGAAAAUAAACAUACUUGCAUACCUGUAGAAAAUAAACAUAAUUUGUUGGCUGAGGUUCAAUUCAUCUAUGCAUUAGAAUAUGAACAGGUUGAAAGCAUCUGGAUUUACUUUACAUGUAAGUAAGUUCUAUAUCAAGUUUACUGAAUUGCAAAAUUAUCAAGAUUUCUUGUCAAUAAAAUUAUCAAGAUUUUUUUGUCAUCUUAUUUACUUACAUUAUUUACU
Molecule: messenger RNA, 3062 nt
Organism: Rhopilema esculentum
Lineage: Eukaryota; Metazoa; Cnidaria; Scyphozoa; Rhizostomeae; Rhizostomatidae
Product: serotransferrin-A
Biological process (GO): iron ion transport
Cellular component (GO): recycling endosome; plasma membrane; early endosome
Source: RefSeq, a predicted model, not a curated record